Rotaria sordida is the source of this 201-nucleotide messenger RNA. NCBI's taxonomy places the organism in Eukaryota, Metazoa, Rotifera, Eurotatoria, Philodinida, Philodinidae. The record is from the annotation of a GenBank genome assembly.
AUGAAAAAUACUUAUAGAAAUAUAUAUGCAGCAGCAACAACAGCAGCAGUAGCUGAAGUUAUUGAAAUACAAGAAUUUAUUCCAAGAGAAAUGUUAGAUUAUAAUAAUAAUUGGCUUAAACAAACAAAUAGAUUAGAUUCAAUAAAUACAUUUAUCUUACCAACAUUAUCAACACAAACAAAAAAACAACAACAUCAUUAA